This is a messenger RNA of Ilex paraguariensis (yerba mate), 881 nucleotides long. The record is from the annotation of a GenBank genome assembly. Lineage: Eukaryota; Viridiplantae; Streptophyta; Magnoliopsida; Aquifoliales; Aquifoliaceae.
CCAGCCCUGGUCGCGGCCCAUGGUGGAGGCGAUGCGCAGCGCAAAGCACUUCUUGCCCAGCAGGGCGUUGCCGCCGUAGCCCGAGCCAUAGCUCCAGAUUUCGCGCGUCUCGGGUAGUGGACGAUGUACUUGGUCUUGUUGCAGGGCCAGCUGGUCUGGUCCUUCUCGCCUUCGGCCAGGGGCGCGCCCACGGUGUGCACGCAGGGCACGAACUCGCCUUCCACGCCGAUCACGUCAUACACGGCACGGCCCAUGCGGGUCAUGAUCUUCAUGUUGACGGCCACAUAGGCGCUGUCGGACAGCUCCACGCCCACGUGGGCGAUGGGCGAGCCCAGCGGGCCCAUGGAGAAAGGCACCACAUACAUGGUGCGGCCGGCCAUGCAGCCGUCGAACAGCGGCUGCAGCGUGGCGCGCAUCUCGUUCGGGGCCAUCCAGUUGUUGGUCGGGCCUGCGUCUUCCUUGUUGGCCGAGCAGAUGUAGGUGCGGUCCUCGACGCGCGCCACGUCGGACGGAUCGGACCAGGCCAGGUAGCUGCCGGGGCGCUUGACGGGAUCGAGCUUCUUGAAGGUGCCGGCAUCGACGAGCUGCUGGCACAGCUGCUCGUAUUCCUCCUGCGAGCCAUCGCACCAAUGGAUUUUGGCGGGCUUGCACAGUGCGGCCAUCUCGGCCACCCAGGCGAUCAGGCGGCUGUUCUUGACAUAGGCGGGGGCCUGGAUGUUCAGGCCUUGCAUGACGGUUUUUCAAAGGGGACGCGCCUGCUGCACCGCGCCAACUUUGAGAAACGGGCUCUCGUUCAGUCGGCGCGCGAAGGAAGCUCUUCUCUGGGCGGCGAAGCGGCGCUGGCGGAAGCUGGCGGCGCACGGCUGGGGAUUCGAUUCUAG